ACACUCAACUCAGAAACUCACACAUAUUACUCACUGUUGAGUAAUGUCAUCCUGAUGUUUGUAAAUCCCGAUCAAUUUCUUGGUAAAUGUAGAUGAACACGAUGCUGCUAUUAUGGCCUCUCACUUUUGGACACAGUGGUGUUUUGGAUUUGCAUUUACAUUAUUAUGGGUAGCUGUGCUCCUUACAUCAACCGCUGAGAGCUCCUUGGCUGUACCUAGAGAAGUCCUCACAUCAUUAGGAGACACUGUAACAUAUCAAAGGGCAAAAAGAUCUCCUGACGAAGAAACAUUCCAACCCCGCAUUCCAAAAAAAGUGGAAGAUUAUGAAAUAACAGAAGAUGAUUUCAACGAUACGCAAGUGACGAGCCAACAGACCAGCAGUGAAGAAGUUUCUUUAGACAAUGAGGAUGAGGCCAAGGAAACUCCUCAGGUGAUAAAGGACCAGAAAAACAAACAAAACGAGCCAAAAAAGUACAAUGCAAGCGAGUUUAAGAAAGUCGCUGCAGAAAUCAAACCUUCAAACGACAGCGCGGGUGAAAAACCAAAGCUACCCAUUUACAACCCGAAUCCAGUUAUAAAGUACAACAAUUCCUUUAAAAAAGAUUCUAAAUUGAAUUCCUCUGUUGAUUCUAGUUUCAAAGCGGAUAGUUCUAAUUUGAAAGUUCCCAGCAAAUUUAUGAGGAAAGUCAAAGGAGAUGUCAUUGAAGGGCCAGUCAACACGACUAAGGUAGCUAGUCUCAAUGAGACUCGCUUGAUGAGUGAUCAGCCGGUGGCUAUAGAGAGCGAGAGUGAUGCGGUCAACAACUCUACGGAUAUCUCUGAUGACGAAACUCUGGAUGGCCUUUUACAAAACUCAACAAGUAUAAGCGAAGACAACUCUACAAGCGCAGAUGGCCGUAAAAUGCCGUCAGAGGAUCUUAACAUUGUUCUGAUAUCUGGGGUUACUCUGGGUACAGCCGCGCUACUGGCAGUUGUAGCAGGUGGAGGAUUUAUUUAUUACCGUCACAGAAUGUGGAACAAACCGCAGACGUUGAGUGACAAAUGCAGCAACGCUGACUCUAGCGGCUACAUUGAUGACAGCACACUUAGGGAGAAUUCAGAAGAAAUGUACAGUUUGGACAAUGAUUCAUUCCUGAAUAGCUUGGAAGCAAUGACGAUUCAGAACUACUGGACUGACAAUGUCAAGCAUACCAAGCUGUAAGCUGUAGCAAUAUUCUCAGUUAACCAAAUGUGCAUUUUGCGUCCAUAUUUAUACAUAGCCCUCACAGGAGUUGUAUGGAUAUUUCCUUUACAAUAACACUAUCCUGACUUUUAUAUAAUAUUUCUCAAGUAUAUUUAUGUUAUUGAAAGUUUUAAACGCAUAGUAAAACUAUAUACACGAUGACCUUCAAUCAGUUUAAAUAGUCCAGUGUUUAAACAAAGUGCAGUAUUUUAUAUGACUGUUAUUUUUAUAUAUUCAGUUAGAGUUAGUAUAGAUUCAUCACAAAAAUAACUAUUUUAUUUAUGCAUUUUACAUGUUGACAGUGUUAAGUGUUACCUUAGCUCUGAUGUUCACUUAAGUAGGUUGUAGAACACGUAGUGGAGGGCUGAAAUGUCUGUGAUGGUAGGAUAGUUCACACCGGACGAUUAAACCAACCUUCAGGUCAUUUUAUACUGUUUUUUCAUAGUAUUAAAUGUAUUCUUGUCUUUCUUUGUAGCUAGACAUAACUAAUAUUUUUUGUAAAUUUACACUAGUAGGAAAUGUACAAAUUUAUACAUUUGUAAUUUUCCUGUAUAUCGACACGGUUUAUUUUGUUGCAAAUAUCUUUAAUCGGUUGUGAUUUAUUUAAUUGUUACUAAUGUUGGCUUCGUGUUGUUAAGUUUUAGUUGCGGUUAUGUAAAUAGGCGAUGCAAAUUAUGACAGUGUAAAUACUUUUUAUUUUUAUAUAUUGUAAAUCCACAUCCCACAAAACAUUUUCAAGUAGGGUUAAAUGAAAUGAAAAGAAAUACCUGACUACAAUUUACAUGUAUUGGAAUCUAAUGCAGGCAGUUCAAUGUCAAUAUGAGCAGAGUUAAGAUGGGAUUGGCACAUAUUUCAUUGUGUAAAGUAAUUGCAGCACUGUACAUUUGUUUAUCUUAGGUUUUUCAACUACAUUUCACAUCUGUUCUGCUAGCCUCUUUUAUAAUUAAUCUUAGCUCAUAACAGAUAUUGAUUUUCAUUUGAAAUUUUUCUAUCGUGAGCUAACAACUCAUUUGUUGAAAUUUAUAUUGUUCUACUAGCAAAAACUGUUUUGCCAUGGCAUUUAACAAACUAAAACCCAUUUAAACUAAAACACAAACUAAAAACUUAUUUUGAUAGAUUUUUUAAAUGUUAUUGUGGGAUUUGGAUUAAUUCUUUUACCGAACAAAAUUUCUGUUUCUCUAGGUCUAGUUUUUCGUUGUUGUGAGUUACAUAGCUUGAGGACCAUAAACAGUAAUGAAUCUUUCAUCCAGCGUAAAGAAUGUUAAAUAGCUUUUGAUACCAUAUAACUAAGCAUAAACCUAAUCCUCAUAAAUAGUUUUUAUUGGACAAUAAUUUGUAUUAACUAAGGAUAUUUAAAACAUCAUACUUUGCAUAUGGAACCUUUUAAAAUUGUUGUUUUGUUUUUAACCUUAAUGUUUUGCAAUUGCUGUAAUUUGAUUCCUGUAGUUCAGGAAGUUUAGCAUCUCCCAUUUACAGAUUUGUAUCUAGAUAUGUUAUAACCUAAUUCCACAUUUUUUACAAAAUUGUAAUAAUCAAAAUAAUUUGUUAGAGCAAUCAUAACAUAUUGUAUUAGAGGAGGUUAUGGCAAAACACAUUGUUGGAAAUUCAAGAAGAUUGCAAUAACCUGUUUAUCAAAAUGCUGUAUUGUUGUGAACUGAAAUGUUUUAGUAGCAGAUUAUCAAUAAGUAUCUCAGCUUAAAUAGUAACGAGGCUGAGGGAGAAAGUAAAACACUGUUUACUUUAAGGUCACUUAGAUUUUCUCACUAAGGUUGACUAUUUUCUUCUGUCCAGAUGGUUUUAGAGCAAAUUUGAAUUGGUAGAAACAUUCUAAAAAAUUCUUU
This is a messenger RNA of Macrosteles quadrilineatus (aster leafhopper), 3063 nucleotides long. RefSeq lists its product as uncharacterized. The record is from RefSeq and is a predicted model, not a curated record. Lineage: Eukaryota; Metazoa; Arthropoda; Insecta; Hemiptera; Cicadellidae. Bases 113 to 1201 code for a protein of 362 amino acids. The transcript is spliced from 6 exons.